Symsagittifera roscoffensis is the source of this 915-nucleotide messenger RNA. RefSeq names its product chymotrypsin-like elastase family member 3B. The transcript has 4 exons. Gene Ontology annotation, molecular function: serine-type endopeptidase activity. The record is from RefSeq and is a predicted model, not a curated record. Lineage: Eukaryota; Metazoa; Xenacoelomorpha; Acoela; Convolutidae. Gene Ontology annotation, biological process: proteolysis. The coding region runs from base 1 to 915 and encodes 304 amino acids.
AUGACCGACUACACAGCUUCUCUACAUUCAGGACUCAGGAGGCAACUCAAGGACUUCAUGCAGCCGUAUACCGCAGCCGACUUCAUGCAGCCGUAUACCGCAGCCGACUUCACCGCAGCCGACUUCAUGCAGCCUUUAAAUUCUUAUACUUUUUCAUUGGGAAAAACGAUGCUUCUGCUAAUUGUUUUGACCUUGACAGCUUUCUGCGGUCAUGUUUUGAGUUCGACGAUGAAAAGAAGCAUCAUAAAUGGGUACGAUGCUCCUGACCGAUCAUUCUACGUAUCAUUGAAAAUGAAGGAAUCCUGGAACAGCGGCAGGUUCUCAUCUUGUGGGGGAUCCAUCAUUAAUUCACGAUAUGUACUAACAGCGGCACAUUGUCUUGCCGGAGCUCGUUACGUUACAGUACUUGUUGGCGAUUUCACUAGUAGUUAUUCACAAAAAACUGAAAUUGGAGCCGCUGAUUGGUUCAUACAUCCAAGGUAUAAUAACGAGCUUGCUGUUAACGACAUUGGUCUCAUCAAGUUGAGCAGAUCCGUGCAAGGUCGCUCAAUAUCACUGUGCAGAACAACAUACAAAAACUCAGGUUAUGAUAUUGCAGUUUGUGGUCUUGGAUCAUCUAGUGUUAACCCUGAAACUUCCCCUGAGAAACUCCAAGAAACGAUGCUUAGGGAAACUUACAGCAAUUGUUUUUGGAGCAGUUUCCACAAGCAAUAUCAAGUGUGCAUGGAGUCAACAGGGUCCUACAGUGGAAGUUGUAUGGGUGAUUCGGGUGGUCCUCUUUUUCCACUGAGCAGUAGCGGAAGAGCCAAAUGCCUCUAUGGAAUAGUCAGUUUUGGAACAAAAACUUGCUCUGAUGACAGUGUAUAUACCCGAGUAUCUGCAUACAUAGAUUGGAUAGAAGCCAAUAUGGACUAG